ACUUUUUAUGGAACAGAAAUUAAACAGAUGGAAGCAAAAAACAGACAACUAACAAUUCAAUUGGAACAAACUAAAAACGAUUAUGAACAAUAUAAAAAAAGGGCACGUACUUUGCUUGAAACAAGUAAAGAAGAAAAACUGAAUUUAGUAAGAAUUGAUGAAUUGGAAAAGCUUGUUCAACAACUUCAAGCCGAGAAAAUGUAACAAAAAUAAGCCAUGAAAUAUAAAAGAGAACAAACAGAGCAUCAAUCUUUAUUAGAAUAUGACCUUAGAAAAACACUGGAUCGUAUAUGUGAAUUAGAAACUAUCCAAAACAAGUUGAUAAAAGAAAACAAUGUAAAAGAAGGAAUAAUAAAUGAAUUAAAAGCGUCUUUUAAACAAGAAAAAGAAAACCUUGAAGCAGCAUCUAGUAAAGAAUUAAAUGAACUCAAAUUUAAAUAUGAAGCACAAAUUCAAGAAUUAGCAAUUAAUAACAAUGUGGAUGAUCUAACACAAGAAUUAAUUCAAUGUAAAGUUCGUAUUCAUAAUUUAGAAGAAGCCAAUGAUUCUCUUCAACAACAGCUUUUGGGAAAAGAGAAUGAAAAAGAAACACUUACGACGACAACAACAACUUCUUCAGAUAGUAGUAAUACUCAAUUAUCACAAUAUGAUGAUAACGAUCAGGAUGUUUAUGCCUCCAUGAGUUCUCUACUUUCUACAUUUAUAUCAUAUCAAACACCGGAUGAGAAGAUUAGUUUAGAGAAGCAAGUACAGCGUUUAAGUGAAAUGUUACAUGAAAGUGAAGAAAAGAUUAUUGCUUUAAAAAGUCAAGAAAAGGUCUUAAAAGACGAAUUAAGAAAAAUGGAUGCCUUUGAUAAAAGACAAAAUAUGAAUGUUGAAUAUUUAAAAAAUGUAUUAAUAAGCUUUUUAACAUCAAAUAAUAAGCAGGCAAUGGUGCCUAUUUUAUCUAAAUUAUUAUGUUUAGAUGAAACAGAAACAAAUGCUAUAAUGAAGAAUUGCAUAUAGCAAUAAAAGAGCUAAUAAUCUCCAUUUCCAAUGUAUGACUGUUACUUUAUAUUCGUGUACACCUUUUCUUGAAAGAAAAUUAUUUCACAGUAUUGAAGAAAAGUGUACUGCA
Messenger RNA from Cokeromyces recurvatus, 1117 nucleotides. RefSeq lists its product as uncharacterized. The record is from RefSeq and is a predicted model, not a curated record. The transcript has 7 exons. NCBI's taxonomy places the organism in Eukaryota, Fungi, Mucoromycota, Mucoromycetes, Mucorales, Mucoraceae. The coding region runs from base 217 to 1005 and encodes 262 amino acids.